Molecule: messenger RNA, 8839 nt
Organism: Ceutorhynchus assimilis (cabbage seed weevil)
Lineage: Eukaryota; Metazoa; Arthropoda; Insecta; Coleoptera; Curculionidae
Source: the annotation of a GenBank genome assembly
CAGAACAUUACAUUUUUGAUUAAUUUAUUAAUUAGUUAUCUAGUCUUAUGCAAUUAAUUUUUAUGGCUAGGAAAAGGAAAAUACAUAUACCUACUAACGCUUUCAAACAAAUAUAUACAUAUUCAUCUUUAACUUUCACCUUUACCUUAACAUGUCAAGGUUAACUGAGGUAAGCUACCCUAAUUUGAAUUCCAUAUUCCGAUUUUAUGUUUGUAUUUUGAGGGCUGAAUGGUCAGUAUGGCAACCGUAUAAAGCGCAAUAAAGCCGAUCGAAUAAUGAACCCUUUAAAAACCUCCCUGUGUCCCUUAUAACAGUUUGUUAAUGAGUUAAGAAUAAUUGUUCCACUUUUAUCAUCCUCUUCACACUGUAAGUACCUACUUAUUCAUUAUGAAUUUAUUCACCUAAAGCAUGGCAUUUUCUACAUUGUAGUUGAAGUUUCAGGUCCUUCAUAACAAUGCACGCAUUUGCAAAAAAAGACACCGAUAAUCUAGGAAUGAUAGUUAAAAGGGUCAGCGUCCCUAUCGGCCUAGAGGAACUAAUGGAAGGCCUUACCAAAGAAGUGCUUUUAAAAAAACCAAAAGAUCUUUACAUUUUUGCCUCAGAAUACUUUUCCCAUUUGGUUAAUAUAAGAGACCAAACUACUGAUCGCAAAACUUAUCCUAUCCGAUCUAUCCAAUCAAUAACCCACUUGAAACCACCAGAUAUCGUCCAAGGAAAGAAAAUAACAACUACAAGACCAACCAGGCAUUUGUCGAGGCAAAAAAGCAUGAGAAGCAAAUCUCCAGUAGUCUCGAAAAAUAUGCAAACCGAAUCGAAGAGACACAGUACUCGAAAAAGCCAAGAUCACAAAGAAAAUGUUAAGGAACCAUCAAAGCCUUUAGUUAAAAGGGAAAGAUCUACGAGUACUACAAAAAAAGAUUCUUCAACACCUAGAAGUAUUUCAAGUGUGCAAAGUACUCCGAGAGAAAAACGACAAAACUCUAAUUCCAGAUUGAAGUUAAAUGAUGAUUCUAAUAAAAAUGUGGUUAAGCAACCUAAAGCUAGAAGUGAAUCAAAAUCUUUUAUUUCUGCUGGCAGCGAAUUGGAAAACGAAAUUGGUGCAAAGAAAAUUUUACCUGAAGAUAUUAAGAAAACCUCUCAAGAUAUUUUGGAUUCGGAUAUUUGGGCUGCAACAACAAACCUUAAGCAAGUUUCUAAAUUAGAAAAUACAAGUGAUAAAGGAAUAAUAAAAACUAAUAAAAGUGAAAACUUAGAUUUUGUCAAUAUUGAUACUGAAAUGGAAGAUUCUGGAUGCGAUAAUAGAAGUUCGAUAUCUAAUAAUGAUGCCAUAUCUGAACAAAGUGAACUACUCAAUAAAACUAGAGAGGAAGAAACUGAGAAAAUUGAAAAAAAUAUGCAGGAAACUACAAUUAAAAGUAAUAAUAAUUCAAUAGUCGGUGGUACAAAUGAUUCUGAAGUUUAUGAUAAAAUGGAAGAAAUUGAAAAAGAAUUAUCAGCUAGAGAAACCAAUUCUAUGAAUAAAAAUGUCGAAGGCAUUACAGAUACUACAGUAGGAAAAGCUAUUGAAAAAUAUUCCACAGAUUUGGAUAAAAAUGUCAAAGAUGCGACCAACAAAACCCUUGAAGAAGUUGAAGCCCGCACUGAUGAUCCUGAGAAAACUAAUAAUUUACCAGAUGGUCAAGUGAAUGAAACUUAUAUUAGUGCAUCUGAUGAAAUUAAUGAACCCCAUGGAACUGGGAGUGAAGUUGAAGCUAAUAAGACUAGUUUGGAUACAAAGAAAGAAGUAGCCAAAGAAGAUGAUGAGGUAAAAGAAGCAAACAAAAUUGGCACAGAAAAUACAUUCACUUCAAAUGUAGCAGAAAUAGAAGAAAAUCCAGAAACUAAAGAAGAUCAUACAAAUACAGAGCUUAGCAAAAAUAUUUUGGAUAUAGAAGAAGAAAAAACGUUAGCUAAUGGAGAUUAUUCUGGAAAUGAAGUUAUAGCUACUAAAGAUGAUCCCAAUAACGUUCAGUUAGAGGCAGAAAAUAAAGAUGACUUGAACUUGAAUAAAAAAGAUGGAAGAGCAAUAUCCAAUGAAAAUGAAGGAAAAUAUUGUGAAGCAAUUAAGGAACUGGAAGGCAAAGAAAAAAAUGGAGAUGAAUUCAACAAUAUAAAACAACAAAGCGAAGAUUAUUCCAACAACAAAGGCAUAGAACAAAUAAAAAAUGAUCAAGAGUGCGGUUCUGAAAAUUUGAAAGAAAAUUUAGCAGAAGAUAAGAGAGCAAUCGAGCAAUUGGAAAUUAAAGCUGUUGCUGAUCAAAAUACGAGUUCAGACUCGAUUGCUAGUGAAGACAAUAAUUCUUCAAAAUCUGUAGAAAAAGAUAAAAACCCUGGAGAAAACGUAUUGAAUAUACAAAUGAAAUCAAUGGACGAUUCAAAUGAUGUUCUUAUUGUCAGUAUUUCUUCUCCAAAAAUUGGUGAAUCUAGCAGCGAAAACAGUGAAGUCCCUAAAUUAGCCCAACCUAAGCCAAAAGAAGAUGCUAUUGAAAAAACUAACUUUUUUCGUGAAAAUGAAGAAAUGGGUGCUGCAGAAAAUAAUAAAGUAACCUCGGAUAAUAAUUUAAAUAUAGAAAUCAAUUCAGAAAAGACAUCUUCUGAACCAGAAGCCAAGAAAAUAGAAGUAGAAGCUGAUAAUAAUGAUGCAUCUCUAGAAGUAACAGCUAAAGACGGCCAAAACGAAGACAUUUUAAGCAAGUUUGAUGCAGCAAAAAAGGAAAUAAUUAUUGCUAAAGAAGAUAUUGUAAACUCAAAUGCCAAGCCAGAAGAACCUAAAAAUACUCAUAGCUUAGAGGUUAACAAAGCAGUGAAGCAUUCAUCUUUAGAUUUAAGCAUCGAUAAACCACCAACACAAAAACCAUAUCUUACCACAGAAAAAACUUUAGCUUUCAAUUCAGUCAAAGAUCUUCUAGAUUUUGAUAACACUUUAAUGAAUAAAAAUGACGAAGAAAAUAAUUCUAGCGAAGAAUCAAAUCAAUUAAAAUUAAUAAUUGUUGAAAACGAAUCUAUGGAUGACAAUAUUCCAAGUCAAAAAUCAUCAAAUAAUGAUCGGAAUAAAAGAAGUAUAACUAUAGAGGAGAUUGAAGAAACUGGUUUAAAUGAUAACUCAGAAAACAGCAAAGAUAAUAAAGUUACUCUUGUAUCUAGUACUGAGGAAAAUCAAGGUAUAAAACCUAAGACAUUAGACAGUCAAGAUACCUCUUUAGAUCAAGACUUUAUUACAACAGAUAGUUCUGAUAAAGAAUCUGCGAAUGAUGGAAACAGUGUUUCGAAAAUUGAGAACGGCUCUCUUAUAAGUGAACAGAAUGAGAAAAGCGUAAGCGAAUCUCAAGAUAAUAAGCCACUUGAGAAGGAUGAACUAAGAAGUGAAAACGCAGAUCAACCAAUUAUUAAAAAAACUGGCUCUGAGUCAGUAAUUGAAGAAGGCGAUAAAAUCAAAAUUGAAAAACAUACUGCAGGAGUAAGUGAAGAAAACACAAAAGAUGUAGCUGAUAAUCCAGAUGUCAGAAAGGCACCAAAAAUAGGAGACAUCGAACAAGUAGCUACAGUAAUUGAAGUUAUCAGCAACAUCUUCAAUUCAAAAUCCACUGAAAAAUCUAGCAUCAAUGAAAUACGACAUUAUUUAAAUAAUUUUCUUCAAAACGAACAAUCAAAUGUAUUCCAUGGUGAAAAGUCCCAACAAAGCAGCAUAGAAUCAUUUAAAAAUGAUAAAAACAGCAAAAAGAAGAGUAUGCUACCAAAAAGCAAACAAGAAAGACCACUUUCACAGACAAACCUGCUCAACAACAAAAAACCGGAUUCCGAUGCCAAAUUUAGAAGGGCUAGGUCAGUAGGUCUCAUCAAAACACCAGAAACAGAGUCGAGAAGUAAAAUUCCUACCUCAGCUAGAAGAUCGGCAAGUAGAAGACCUCUAGUAAGACAAUUAGAAGCUGACAGCAAAGAAUUAGAAGAAAAACUAAAGUCUACCAGUAAAGGAAGUGGAGAUGAGUCUUUGAAAAAUAUAAAUGGUCUAGCUAAAGAUGACGUAUUGAUAGCCAAAACAAUAUUGAAAGGUGUUGAAGGUGCUGAAAAACAUAUUGAAUUAAUUGAAGAGCAUUUGAGUAAUUUGGAAAAUGGUGAAGUUAAAUAUGAUCCAAAAAAAUUGCGGGAAGAAAUUGAAGCUUCUUCUGAGAAGAGUCACGAGAGGAAAUUUUCAACUACAAAUACUGAUAAAGAAUUGUCCAAAAAGUUACCUCUGGAUAGGUUGAGCAAUGCUGCAUUGGUGAUUCAAAAAAUUUGGAAAGGAUUUCAAGCAAAAAAAUUUUUGAGAGAGAAUAGAACAUUUGGAGUUGAUAAUGAUGAGAAGGAAGCAAAUAUUGAACAAGAUGAUAAAUCUAAAACUGAGAAUUUGGGAGAUUCAAAAGAUGCUAAUGUUCCAAUAGACAAAAAAGAAGAGGAGGCUGCGAUUAAAAUUCAAUCUGCAUGGAAAGGAUUAGUUGUUAGGAGGAUGUUACGAAAUAAACAGAACUCGUUUAAUAAAGAUGAAAGAGCCAUCAUUACCAUUCAGGCCAUAGUAAGAGGAUUUCUGCAAAGAAUUAAGUAUGAGAAACUGAAGAUCAAAAAGAUAAAGACUAUCAAGGAAGCUGAUACCAAAAUAAAUUCAGGCGAUGAUAAGGGACUUGGUGUAGGAGCAGGUGCAUCUACAACUGAUCAAAAUGUGGAAAAAGAUCUUGCUAAAAAUAUAACUGAGGAAGAAAAAGACAAUGAAAAUAAAAUUGUUAACUCUAGUAAUGAACAUCAAGAAGAAAAAAUUGCAGAACUUAAACUCGAAAGUAAUUCAUCAAAAGUAGUACAUUCUAAAGAAGAAGAAAAAUCUAAAAUGGUAAAAGAUUCAAUUGGAAUUUUGCAAAUUGGCAAAGAUUCGAUAAAUUCGAAGGAAGAAUCUAAUAAUUUGGCCAGUGGACAAAAAUCCAGUGCUUUAUUGAAUUCUCAAACCGCCAGUCAAGAUUUAUUGCAUUCCAGUGAAUUCCACGCUACAGCAUUUUUUCCUCGGAGUAGUAAAUCACUGGACGCUUUCGAUCCUAAAGAAGCUGAAUCCGUAAGUCUAAGUGAAGCUGGAAAUUUGAAACAUUCCAGUGAGUUUCAUGAUAUUGUGGUUACGCCUUUGCCAUCAAACGAAUCUGAUGUGAAUAUUGUGGAGGUGUCUAAAAUGAUUUCGCCUGGAACAAGUCAGGAUCAAGUUGUAAAACAUUCAAAUACUAGUUCUCAAGAGGUAAUCAGUCAAAAGGAUGAAGAUCAAAAGAAUUCUAUUGGUGCCAAAGGUGAAAAUAUUGAAUUGAAAGAUGUAGCAAAUGAUGAGAGAGGAAAAGAUCAAAUGGACAAUUUAAACACUACUAGUUAUACAAAAGAUGCGGAUAAAAAUUUAAAAGAUGUUAAUGUGGGUGGAGAUGAUGUUUUAAAGGGAAGCAAAGUUGAUGAAGUAGAUAAAGAUAGUUACAGUAUUAAAACAGCGGUUGAAGAGAAUGAUUUUGAAAAUACAGAUGCUAAAGUUGUUGAUGGAGACAAAACGAAUGUAGGGAAAGCGGAAGACAAGUAUGAUAAAUCGGAAGAUGUAAACAACAAAAGUUUCCGAGAAAAUAAACUUGGUGAUAAACUGGAUGAUGAAGCAACAGUUAAUGAAAGUAUCCACGUAAAAACUGCCGAAGCAGGCAAUUCGAGUGAAGCAAUAUUAGAAGCAAUAGAUAAUAAAGAUGAUCCUAAAACAGAAGAGAGCAGAAGUACUCUAGACAAAAAUGUAGCUAGUAAGGAUUCAGAACAAAGCACAGCUAAUGCAGAAAACGUUGAAGGAAAAUUAGAAAAAUCAGUAGAUAACAUAAAUCUCAUAAAUGCUCCAGAUGAGAGCAAAAUUAGUACAACAGACAAUGUGGGAAAAUUAAAAAAAGCAGUACCUGAUAAAAUUUGCAAAGAUAAUGCAAUAGAUGAAAUUUCUUCCAGUAAAUCACUAAAAGUCAGUUCAACUGAAGAAAAAAUAGAAAAUGAAGCAGAACAUAAGAAUGCAGAAGUAAAUGGAACUAAUUUGUGCGGAAAAGAAGAAAUAGUAGAAUCUACAAAUAUACAAAGCCAAAAUGGUAAAACAGACAAAUCAAGCAUGACAAAAUUAGGGCACGAACCUACAGUAGAUCUUGUUAACUUAUUUGCUACAGCAAAAACUAAUGAAGAUUUAACAACAAAUUCAAAUAUAGAGAAAAAUAAAGCAAAAGAUUUGGAUGGCAAUAAUGAAGACGAAACAAAUAAGGAUUCUAAAAAAGAAAUAGUGGAAGAUUUACAAACAACAAACAAAAAUGAAGAUAUCGAUACAAAACAUGCCAAAAAUCUUGGAUCAAAAGAAAUAGAAAGCAGAGAAGCUUCACAAACAACAAAUGAUAAAUCAGGAGAUAUAGCUGGUGAUGAAACAGGAAAAACAAUUAAUACUGUUAACGAAAAGGAAUCAGAAUUUAUCAAUGUUCCCAAGAAUGAACUCGAAAAUUUACCCCAAACAGGACUGAAUGGUGAAAAAUCCUCAGAAGUAAAAGCCUGUGAAGCACAGACAAAUGAUAAUAAAGAGGAAACAUCAAAUCCAAAAGAAACUAACAAUUCUGUCGACCAAGGUAACAAAAUGAAUGAAAAGCCUGAUUUUUACAGAUCUGAUACAGUAGUAGAACCAGAAAUUAUUAAAAAGUAUAUCCCACAUUUACAUGAAAGCUCUACUGAUUCAGAACCACCUCAGCAAGAUGGCAAAGAUGACAAUAACAAUACAAGCAAAGACGAAACUGAUUUAGAAAAGGAUGUGAGAUCUACAGUCAAAAAAAUGCUAAGUACUACGCCUCUUGAAAUGGAAAUAACAGAAGCAGUAAAGAAUAUAAUCGAUACACCUAUAGAGAAACCUAAGUUUGACUCAAUGAUGUCUGUAGAUACAGUUUUAAAACAUCUCCCUGAAGUACCUACAGAAGAAAUUCCUAAAACUAUUGUGCAAAAGAACUUGGAAAAUAUAAAACAAAACACUGCAGUUUCAGAAGAUUUCAAGCAAAUAAAGGACAAAAAUAACGAAAUCCAUACUCAAAUAAGUCAAAACAAGACCUUUGACAACGAUGGCAGUAGUGGUUCAUUAGAAAUGCCCACCGAUGAGGUGAGUAGCAUGGAUUCAACUGUGACAGUUAUACUUAAACCCAAACAAGAUAAAGAUGCUAACGAAAUGAAAAAAUUAUCAAAUAAAGCCCUAUCAACUAGCGCAAUAGAAGAUCAUGUGGUGCUUCUAGAUCAAGUCCAAAACUCGUUAUUAGAUCAACUAUCAGGAAAACCCCUAGACACAAAAAGUAAAUUUGACAUAGAUCAACUACGUAAGGAAUUACAUGACGCUUCUACAAUGUAUACUAAUGAAGAUCAUGAAAAUGAUAAUGAUCAUGAAGUAAUGGAUUAUUUAUACGAUUUUGAACCGGAAGAUGAAGCUUACGAUACCAGAAUGGUUAGAACCCCUUUAAGAGAAUUGCCUGAUAUCGCUGAAGAAACUGAAAGCAAAGAAGAAGAUGGAUUUUGUGGAACUUCACAUCUAAAUAACGAAGCAGAAAUAAUACAACCCCCAAAAAGCCAUGAAAUAAUUAUCGAUAAUCAUAGCAUAAAAAUCGAUAAAGACGAUCAAAAAUUAUUACACUCCAGUGAGUUACAUGAUAGUGUACUUGUUCCUACACCUUACGAGUUCUUGCACCCAUCGCAUAUUGAAAAUGCCAACUUGAAACAUACAAGUGAAUUUCACGAUACUGUGGUUUUGCCUUUGCCAAGUGGAUCCGAUGUAACAAUUACAAACGCUUCCAAUCAGGCCAGUUUGGAGGAACAUGGUAACGAAACAUCACCCCAAGUGCCUCCAGGUGCGUCGAAGACCGUGACGUCGCCGUCGCGACGAAGAUCACCGCAAAAUCGCAUCGGCGACUUUGCGCACGCGCAGCUUAAGGACACCUCACCCACCGGACCUAAGCCCGAUGGAUCGUCGCAUUCGUCGUUUUUCACGUCGCUGGUUUCGCCGCGUACCGUUAAUCAGAACAUGGAAAGUGAGCGAAACAACAACAACAACAAAAGAAAUAACGCGAUCGUACCAACUGCCGAGAAAAAGAUGGAAGUCCAAGCUGCUACUAAGAUCCAGGCUGGAUUUAGGGGAUAUCAAGUCAGGAAACAAUUAAAAGCGAAGACUGCUGCCACUGACCAAAAACGACUUCUCAGGAAAAGAAGUUCUCGCGAAAACAUGAAAGAAGCAAACCUGGAGGAACAAUCGGCCGUGAAAAUCCAGGCCGGAGUCCGAGGUUUUUUGGUUCGUAGAAGGCAAAGGAAACAAGUCAGCGGAUCUGCAUCAGCUUGAAUUGGACACUAUUCCUACGAAUAUUUAUUUCCUAAUUAAAAUACAAAAAUAACACAUUCUUUAUGUUAGUUAGAAGUAAAGAUUAUUAAAGCUUUUUACCAAAAUAAAUCUAUUUAGCAGCACAAAAAAACAUAUGUUUUUAACAAAAAAAAUCUAACUGUAUUAAAACAAAACUUUCAAAAACUUCAAUAAAACUGCUUUUAGAAUUGUUAUAUCUACUUACUGUUGCAUUUUUAUAUGGUGUAUAAAAAAUUAUUCGUGUAUUUUAUUUUGUACUCAGUAUUCUUAGAUUUAGUUUAUUAUACAAGCUAAGUUUAAUUUGGGGGGCUUAAAAGGUCUAAAAUUAUUCGGCUUUUGAAGAUUACGAAGGGAUAAUUUAGGUAAAUAGUCAUUAGAUGUAAGCAAUAAACCUAAUUUUGUAGAUUACCUACUUGAAAA